GUGGAUUCUCAGUUCCCGGAUAAACAGAAUCUCACUCCCAAUUCUUCCCCAGACAAACGAAUCACAAGCUUGGCUGAUCAGGAUUGUUCUCAUUACCCAUUUUUCUUCCUUGCAGUGGAAUUUUGUGAAAAGCAGGGCAUUAUUCUUUGCAGUAUGAAUCAGAUUCAAGGUACCAGCUCUGUAUCUACGCCAGAUCUCCCUAUGAAGCGGAAACGCGGACGUCCACGUAAGGAUGAGAAUUUAGUUCAUGAGAGCAUGCCUGCAAUACCAGGACCUGAUAGUCUGAAGAAAAACAAGCAGAGUGCAGGUACUAAUGAUGAUGCUGAAGAUGAAAUGGUUGGUCGGAUGGUUUCUGGAGUUAUUGAAGGUUCAUUUGAUGCCGGCUAUCUUCUGAAUGUUAAGGUAGAAGACACUGACACUCAGCUGAGGGGUGUUGUGUUUUUACCUGGAAAAUUCACUCCAGUUACUGCAGAAAAUGACAUUGCUCCAAAUGUUAAGAUGUGCAAAAGAAAAGAAGUUCCAAUACCAGCUGUGAACGUGCAAUCUCAUAUAUAUGGUUCUGCCCACCCAUCAGAGCAAAGUAACAAGCAACCUGUUGAAGUCAAGAAGCAGAUACCUGCAGUUCCGGAUCAUGUUCCACCCCAUAUUCCUCAGUGUGGCAUCGUGGAGUCUUUUAAAAGUCAAUCUUUCUCUGGCAUCCCGGAAACUCUUAGAAGCCAAUGCAUCCAGAAGUCUUUUAGAAAUCAAUCUUUCUCUGGCAUCCCGGAGUCAUCAUCUUUCGUGAUUCCUCCUGUGGAUAAUUUACUGAAGAAUGAUGCCCCUGCCAUCGGAGGUAAAGCCAUGCCACAGCAACCUUUGGAGUCAGUACUUGAUAACCAAUCUACCUAUGUAAUGACAAAGUCCGAGAAUAAGGAUGUUGUUGGACAGGAAAAAGUGUUGGAGGAAGUUGAACCGGCCACAACAAUCACAGAGUCAACUGGUGUAGAGGGCAUUAAAGAAUCAAAGAUAGAAAAAUCAUCUGAAUCAAUUGGUGAGUUACCGAGCAUAGAAACAGUAUGUAAGGAUCCUCUACUUCAGCCUCAGGCUGUGGAUACUGAAAGCAGUGCAUUGGUUCGAGAAGAUAUCAAGAGCCUGAAUUUUGAACUCAAUCAUAAUCCUGUAUUUGCUGAAGCUGUUCCCGCAGUGGCUGUCAUACCGAGUGUUGAUAUUGUAUGCAAGGCUCUUCAAGUUCAAUCUCAGACUGUGGAUACUGAGAAGAGUCACUUGGUUGAUGAUGAGGUAAAGAGUGUGAACGUUGAAACUAAUCAAACUCCUGAAUUUGCUGAACCUGCAGCAAGUUCUGUUAUACUGGGAGCUGUGACUGUAUGUAAGGAUCCUCAAAUUCAAUCUGAGAGAGCUUUGGAUCAUGAUGUGGUAAAGAGCCUAGAUCUUGAAAUGAACCACACUCCUCCUCUUGUUCCGGAACCUGCAUUUGCUGUCUGUAAACCAGUUGAGAAUCUGAUGGAAGAAGACGCUGCGCCAAAACCAAGUCAGUUGUUAGGGGGAGAGACUGCUGCAUCUAUUGGAUCCAUUCCUUCAACCAUCGGUGAACCUCCUACUGGUGCUAUUGACAGUAUGGACUGUGAUAUUGCAGAUACUAUUCCACCCGCACAAUCUUAGAUCACUUCCAUAGCACCAAGCUAGUUGGGCCGUUUUUUGCAUUUCAGUCACAAUUUAUGCUUUUCGGAUGAUGAUGUUAAUGUUUUUCAGCUGUCUGAUGGUCAGGGCUCGAGCUUCUUUCGGAGAGCCAUCUUGCAGACAGUUGUGAAGUUUUGAGUCCAGUUUAGCUCUCCAAAUCAUGCAGACAAUUAGAAGUUUGAUGUCUUUCCUUUUCCCGCAUUUUGUUGGAACCCUCUAGAUUUACUCAUUUGAACUCUCUC
This is a messenger RNA of Argentina anserina (silverweed cinquefoil), 1919 nucleotides long. RefSeq lists its product as uncharacterized. Lineage: Eukaryota; Viridiplantae; Streptophyta; Magnoliopsida; Rosales; Rosaceae. The record is from RefSeq and is a predicted model, not a curated record. The coding region runs from base 154 to 1659 and encodes 501 amino acids. The transcript has 2 exons.